This is a messenger RNA of Amborella trichopoda, 958 nucleotides long. RefSeq names its product Putative membrane lipoprotein. NCBI's taxonomy places the organism in Eukaryota, Viridiplantae, Streptophyta, Magnoliopsida, Amborellales, Amborellaceae. The record is from RefSeq and is a predicted model, not a curated record.
ACCAAUGAACCUAAGACAAAACAAGGCCCCUCAAUGGCUCUCCCUCUCUCUCUCUCUCUCUCUCUAGCCGUUAUAGGAAAGAUACAAGCCCCUACUUUCCCCUCCUAUUUAAACCUCCUGACCUCCUUCUCAUCUCUCCAAUACUCACCUGCAACUCUCUCUCUCUCCAAUGGCUUUCUCCAAGCAUAGAAGCUCCCUCCCAUGCCUCAACCUCCUCCUCACCUCCCUAAAUCUCUCUCUCAUCCUCGCCGCCUCCGCCUCCAUCUCCACCCUCCUCCUCCUACGCCGGCCCCCCUCCCCUGUAGGCUGGGCCUUCUUCGCCGCCUCCGCCUCCUCCCUUGUCUCCGCCUUUCUCGGCUUCUACUCCCAACUAAACCAAUGCCUCUUUCUCACUCACACCACCCUCCUCCUCUUCUCUCUCCUCCAACAAGGGUCCUCAAUUUUCAUGCUCAUUCUUAGAAAAAACACAUGCAUAAGGCUCCUUGAAUCUCCAAGAACUCAAAGAGAAGUCAAAAUCUUGAUCAAGGCGCAAGUGGGUUUUGCCCUAUCUGUGUUUUUGCUCCAAAUUGUGGUGUUGGGACUCAUGUGUGCCAUAGAGAGCUGCAUUGUGAAGGAGUUCAUGGGGCUUGAGACCAAGAGAGAGGAAAUGGGGAGAAAAAGGGGGAGGAAAGUGGCACAUGUGAGAGCUGAGGCCAUGGUUCAAGAGGCUCACAUGGAGGAGGUUAGAGUGCGAGAGUUUGAGGAGAAGAAUGAGAAUAAGUAUGGCCAAUGGGUGAAGCCUGAUUUUGAAGCUUGAGCUUGGGAAAUAUUGUCACUUUAAUGUACCUCCAUUUAUUUUAAGUAUAGAACUUCUAUGCAGUAGGAGAAGUAUAGAAUACUUGUUUAGCUACUAUUGUUUUUUAUUUUUAUAUGAUUUGUCCCUUUGUACACUAAGAUUUGUGAAUUGAUUUUUUGCACC